Molecule: messenger RNA, 2429 nt
Organism: Canis lupus familiaris (dog)
Lineage: Eukaryota; Metazoa; Chordata; Mammalia; Carnivora; Canidae
Gene: MSS51
Product: MSS51 mitochondrial translational activator
Exons: 7
Coding region: 866-2239 (457 amino acids)
Source: RefSeq, a predicted model, not a curated record
CUGUUCCUAGAAAAUUGAGUGCAUUUUUAGUCGAUAAUAUUUUGGUUUUGCUUACUUUAUUCCUUUUUUUAUUCUUCUUUUGAAAUAAAUGAGUGUACAUGAUGACAUUCACUCAGAAAGUACGUUGCUCUCCUUUUUGAGAAAGUGAAUUUUACAAAUUAAUUUUGUUUCCCCUACAGUUGAUGUCCUUUUAUACGAUUAAGUGAGCUUUUGCAUUUCCUCUUGGGUAUUAUGUUUGUGUUUAAGCCUAGCUUGAUCAUUGUUGAAUUGUGUUUGAGCAGUGUUUGUUAUGCUAAAAGGCACUUUGGGUUUGGGUUAACUCAUCGUGGGUCUAGACUGACAUCCAGAACUCCAGGCAACUCUAGGCAUUGUUCUGUUGCUUUGAGGUAGUGCCUACCUUUCGAACCAAAUAAUCACUUCUGAACUAAUCCCAGGGUUUUGGGUUUGUUUGUUUUCUCUGACGGUGUGGACUGAGAGCAGAAAUGCCUUAGUGAGAGAGGUUCAGGAAGCAAUAGGCUUUGUCUUAACUUAGCUUGCCUGACCUUGGUGAGUUUGAGAGUGUUGACAGAGUUCUGAGCUUUCUUGGCAGAGAAGGAAGGUCAGAAAGAGAGAAGUCCACGGGCGGGGGGCCAGGUCCCUCCUACCUCGUUAGGGAGAAUUCAGUGUUGUCUGUCUGGUUGGCAGGGCACACCUAGUCACAGAGACUCAGCAUUUCAGCAGUUUGCAAAGAAAAGUGAUAUGAAGGGACAGCUGCAAGUCAGCCACAACCUAGAUAUGAGGAGAUGAAGCACUCACUUCACUUGGAAGAAAGAGAGAAGGAAGGAAGCCGAGGGCUUAGCAGGCCCCCAGGUAUCAGUGGACAGCCAUGGCUCCAAGAUCUCGGCAACGAAGGCACAAGAAAUCCCCCUCAUCGGUGACUCCCGUGGUUGUGACCCCACCCACAGUUGUGACCUCUGUGCCUCUGACCCUCUCAAAAUCUGACCCUAGUAUUGAUGCACUUGGCUUCUUCUCCUUGGAUAAUAAUGUUCCUGGCCUAUCCCAGCUAAUCCUUCAAAAGCUAAACAUGAAAAGCUAUGAAGAAUACAAGUUGGUGCUAGAUGGGGGUGCUUCUGUAUCAGGCUUUGGAUUUCGAUGCCCUCAAGAAAUGUUCCAGAAGAUGGAGGACACAUUCCGAUUCUGUGCUCACUGUAGAGCUCUUCCUAGUGGCCUUUCAGACUCCAAGGUCCUACGGCAAUGCAAGAGGUGCAGAAAUGUCUAUUACUGUGGUCCAGAGUGCCAGAGGUCAGACUGGCCAGAGCACAGGAAGGUUUGUCAAGAGCUGCAUCUUGUAGCUGUGGACCGUCUCAUGGAAUGGCUUCUAGUCACAGGUGCUUUUGUCUUACCUUCAGGACCUUGGCCAUGCCUGGCUGAAAUUGUACAGGGCUGGGAUACCUGGUUUUCGAUGCGACAUUUACAGCUAGAUGCUACACUGGAUGCUGUGCUAGGCAGUCAUGCCAUGACCAUCUUGUGGGCCAGUGUAGGACGACCAAGGCCAGACUCAGAUGUCCUGCAAGGCUCUUUGAAGCGGCUGCUGACAGAUGCCCUAUCACGGCCUUUGACACUGGGCCUUGGGCUUCGGGCCUUGGGGAUAGAUACUGGGAAAAUUGGGGGAAGCACAGUGCAUGUGGUUGGUGCUUCCCAUGUGGAGACAUUCCUCACUCGCCCUGGGGACUAUGAUGAGCUUGGCUACAUGUUUCCUGGACACCUUGGCCUCCGUGUGAUCAUGGUGGGUAUAGAUGUAUCUGCUGACUUUACACAGAGCACCUCAACUUCCCCUCUGGAACCUGGCACAGUUCAGCUUAGUGGCCAUAGGGGCCUCUAUCAUGAUUUCUGGGAGGAACAGGUAGAGACUGGACAAAUAGCUCAUCCAGAUUUGGUGGUGGCAUUCCAUCCAGGUUUCCAUGCUUCCCCAGACUUGAUGGAGGCUUGGCUGCCCACCCUCCUGCUACUUCGUGAUUAUGAGAUCCCUACAUUGAUCACUGUUUACAGCCAUCAGGAGUUGGCAGCUUCUUUGCAGAUUCUGGUGGACCUGGAUACACACAUCACUGCCUAUGGAGCUAACCCUUUUGCGUCCCUCAAACCUGAACAGGUCUAUUCCAACCCCAACAAGCAGCCAGUAUACUGCAAUGCCUACUAUAUCAUGUUUCUUGGAAGUUCCUGCCAGCUGGAUAGGAUAGGAGGCAACGGGAAGAGAAAGUAGAUGGUGGGGUUUAAAUAGCUGAACCAGAUCCUGACUAGACUCCCCCCUACCCCUUCUGCUCAUGGUCUCUCUCUAAAAUAAAUAAAUCUUUAAAAAAGUUAAAAAUAAAUAUCCCAAGGUAUAUCAGACUUAGUUGAAUAUACUGGAGUUAAUCUAGUCUACACCAUAAUAAAUUCACUUUGCUUCUCAA